GUAUUUUUAAAAAAAAAUAUAUAAACUAAAAAAGAAACAAAAUUAUUAAUUACUUUACUGUAGUAAAUAGCAAAGUUAAAAUUUAUGAUUAAAUCAUAUUAAUCAUUAAAAAAAGUAAUUCUGAUAUAAAUGCAACAACGAAUCUUGUUUACUUCACAAAGGAAAUAAUUUGUAAAUUACGUUUGUUUAUUUUAGCUGCUUUUUGGAAUAUUACGUGCAGAAACCAACAUUCUUUUAUAAUCAUUACAUUUUAUGAGUCAAUGGUCAAAAUUUUGAAUAUUUGGAAUACAUUAUAAAAAGGAAAAAAAUGGAAUUGAGUAAUUUUGGUGCAACGAAAAAAAUGUCACGCGAAGAAAGACGAUAUUCCGUGCCACAUGGUCCAAAUUCACCACUACCACCUGCGGCCUCAGAAGAUUUACAUGCAUGGUCAAUAUACAGACAAAACUUAAAUUCUGAUUUUACUGACUCAGCUUUGGGGUCUUCUGACAAAUCACCGUUGCCAUAUGGAAAUUUUCAACUACGCGAUACAACAGUACAAUCAAUACUCAAUCAUCCGCGUUAUGGUCCCAAAUCACCAUUGGGCUCUAAUAUGUAUACGUAUUUGAAAUUUGGUUUACCACGUGUAUUUCCACCUAAUGCUGGUUCACAGCGAUCACAUCGUCCCGGGCCGGGUCCGGGUGGUAUGCGAGGUAAUGGUGGCGGAGGUGGAGUAAAUGGCCGAAUAAAUCGUGGUUUCCGUGAUAGUUCGGCAGGUCCAGCGGCUGGUUCAUCCGGUUAUGAUAGCAGUGACAAUGAAACUACUCGUAGUCGUGGUCCACCAAAUUUAAGAAAAUAUCGCAGUGAAUCGGAUUUUCGUGCCAUAGGUGGAAUACCCUCAUCACGUCCCGAUUCUAGAGCUCAAGGCAUACCAAUGUCUGCUUUACGACAAGCGAACAGCCGAGCUAGUAUAGCAGUUGGUACCCACGUUAAUACUCAUCAACAGUACAUACCCAAUGGCAAACACUAUGGUCAUCGUUCACACAGUGAAGCAGACUUACUGGCAGGUGGUAAUGAUGUUUACGAUUAUGGUGGCGGUGGAGAAUCUCGGCUUUAUGCUUCAUCACGUCAUCGUCAAAAUCAAAUGGAACAAGCUAAUGGUCACAUGGUUAACUAUGGCAUGACACAUCGUAAACGUUCAGAAAUCGGUUUGGUUUAUCCCAAUAUACAAGUACAUUGUUUAGAUGUUAAUCCCUGUUUAAGAGGUGUCUCCUUACAAGCUAAGGCGGGAGAUUUAUUUGCCAUAAUGGCAACAUCGCAGAAAGAGGGAACUGCCUUGACAGAAUGUUUAGCUGGCUUAAGGGAGCGUAUGGGUGGUGAAAUUUUAAUAAAUGGACAACAAAUAAAUCGUCGAGGUUUAAGAGAGUUGUGUAGUUAUGUGCCUGCUUUGAAUGCUUCUUCAUUGGAUCCGAGAAUGAGUGUACAGUGUACCUUGAAUUUCCAUGCCGCCUUAAGAGGACCCAUGGAUCGUAGUGAUUUAAAGGAAAGAAUGGAUGUUCUUAUUGAAGAUUUGGGCUUGACCACGGUGCGUGCUUCAAAUGUUUCCUCUUUAACACACUCGGAAAAACAACGUUUAAGUGUAGCCUGCCAAUUAUUGGCUCAAUCUUCAAUAUUGAUAUUGGAUCAGGUUACCUCAAAUAUGGACAUAUUUGAUACUUUCUUUUUAGUCGAAUAUUUACGACAAUGGUGCAGUGGUGGUCGCAUUGUUAUCAUGACUUUACAACCACCCACAUUUGAGAUUCUAUCUAUGUGUUCGGGUGUUCUCUUAUUAUCGGGUGGUAGGACAGUAUUUUCGGGUAGCCGUUCGGAUUUACCUCGUCAUAUGGGUGAAUUGGGCUAUCCUUGUCCACCUUUUAAAAAUCCAGCUGAUUAUUAUUUGGACCUAGUUACCUUGGAUGACUUAUCAGCGGCUGCAUUACUGGAGUCAUCUGCACGCAUUGAGUCAUUAGCUAACUCAUGGGAUCAAAUAAAUUCCGAACCCCCACUAGCAGCACCACCAAACAACAUGCCUAAUUUUAUACGUAAAGCUGGAUUCUUUGGACAAUUUAAAGCGUUAAUAAAGAGAUUUGCAGCUUAUAAACAACCUGGUUCUUUACUUACUUGGAUUAGUAAAUUAAUAUCGGCAGCUGUAUUAUCAUUAUGUAUUGGUUGUAUAUUCUGGGAUGUACCAGCUUCAGAUCCACAACUAACCUAUAAUGAUCGUUUGGGUUAUCACCAUUGUGUAAUGGCACUAAUGUAUUGGCCAUUACUUAUGUUGACCAUUAGAGAUACCCAAGAGGAUCGUAGACAUGCCGAGCGUGACAUACGUUUGGGCUUAUAUUCACGUUCGUUAUAUAUAAUAGUGCAGAGCUUAUUGGGCCUAUUUCCGAGUUUGUGCAUAUGGUUGGCCUAUUUAUUACCCGCCCAUAGUAUGGCCGGUUUGUAUACCUAUACCACCAGUAGUGACACCGGAAUUUAUCUUUAUAUGGGUUAUAUGCUGCUCUAUCUUACCGUCAUCCAAACCUUGGCCUUAUUCUGUGCUCAUUUAAUGCCUUGUAAAGUCUCUGCUAUGAUUGUCAAUACCUUGAUUACUUUAGGUUUGACCGCAGUCGGUGGUUAUUCGGUACAUCCCAAAAAUUUGUCAAAAAUAUGGUCUUGGUCUGAAUUGAUAUCACCUGAAAAAUGGCUUUUACCAGUUUUAGUACAAGAUGAGUAUAGUGUGGAAACUUUAGCUAAUUCAGCUGGUUUACAAUUGUGUCGCAAUAAACAGGUGCAACAUCAAGAGAUUAUUGUGCAACAACCCUGCCCACCGCCAAACGGUACACAAGUGCUAGUCGAUUAUCAUUUAUUGCCACAAGAUCAUAAACUUGAUCCAACAGAGACCUAUGAUCAAACCACUACGAUCGCAUUAGUCGUUGCCUCUGUGGUCAUAUUCUUUGUAACCUUUUGUGUAUUCGUUUGCAAUUGUCGCAAUAUAUUUUGCAAAAAACAAAAAAAGGCCUUCAAAGAUCGUUUUUAAAACUAGAGAGCAAGUGCAGAAUAGAUAAAUAAUCACAAGAUUUAAAAUAUUAACUAAAACCUAUACUAAAAUAGUGCUGCAAUACAUAUUUUAAUUUAAUUUUUAAUGUUUAAGUUUAACGACUUCCAUAGUUUUUAAAUAAGUUUUAAUAUAUAUUUUUUAUAAUUUAAUAUAUUAUUUUAUUAUGUUGCACAUUUUGAAUUAUGCAUUUAUUUUGUAAUGAGACAAAUUUUGAAAUUAAAUUUUAAAUAAAAUACAUUUAAAAAUUAAACAUAUUUUAUAUAAGCAGAAGAAUAUUUACUAAUUAUUGUUGCAAUUCUAAUAUAAGAAUGAAAAUAUAAUAAAUAUUUAACAAUAUUUUAAACUCGUUUUAAGUAAAAUUAAAUUUAUUUGAUUUAUUCAUUAUUGACUAAUUAUAGUCUUAAGAAAAGUUAUUGUAAAAUAUAAAUAAUAAUAAAAUUUAAAAAU
Molecule: messenger RNA, 3502 nt
Organism: Lucilia cuprina (Australian sheep blowfly)
Lineage: Eukaryota; Metazoa; Arthropoda; Insecta; Diptera; Calliphoridae
Product: ATP-binding cassette sub-family G member 8
Exons: 12
Coding region: 308-3034 (908 amino acids)
Cellular component (GO): plasma membrane
Molecular function (GO): ATP hydrolysis activity; ATP binding; ABC-type transporter activity
Source: RefSeq, a predicted model, not a curated record